AUGGAUGAACUUAUAGACAGCCUUUUCAAGUUUAGCCAGUCACAGGAGAUAUAUAUCACCUAUGGUCCAUUUGAACCUCUCCUGAAUGACAAGGUCCAGUUUACUUCCCUUUAUCAGAUGGUUCUAUCUGUGGGCAUAGUUCGGCUACUGUCCCAUUUUGGAUGGACCUGGGUGGGGCUGAUUUCUACAGAUGACAUGAGAGGAGAAAAAUUCCUCUGGGACAUUGCAGAAGAGAUGUCCAAGAAUAAUAUCUGUGCAGCCUUUAUAGAAAAGAUCCCUGUCAGUGAGAGACAGCAAUCUGAAUCUCAUAUAGCUUUCAUGCCCAGGAUUGUGGCCUCAUCAGCGAGAGUAAUCGUCAUUCAUGGGGAUGCAGAUUCACUCAUGAUCCUGAGACAUUCUCAACCUCUUACUCUUACUGCAUUUAAAUUGUGGGUUGUCACAUCUGACUUGGAUAUUACUCAGAAAGCCCAUGUUUACAAUAGUUAUGCUUUUCACGGUGCUCUAGUAUUUAAACACCAGGCUAGUGAAGUUCCCGGUUUUUCUCAUUUUCUCAAGAGUGUUAACCCUGUUAAAUACCCGGAGGAUGUAUUCCUGAAGAGCUUUUGGCAUUCUGCUUUCAAGUGCUCAGAUGAACCUGCAAACCUGGAGGAAGGGGAAUGUCCACUAAAUGCUUCAUUGGAAGAUCUGCCGCUGGAAUAUUUUGACAUGACCAUGUCUGGCUUGAGUUAUUCCAUAUACAAUGCUGUGUAUGCUGUGGCAUGGGCCCUACAUGAAAUGCUCCUGAUGAGAAGAGAAAUGGGAUUUGAGAGACAUGGAGAAAAUGUCACACUUCAACCCUGGAAGCUCCACACCUUUCUGAGGAACAUCCAUUUUAAUAAUAGUGCUGGAGACCAGGUAGUCAUGGAUGAGCAAAGAAACCCUGUGGCUAAAUAUGAUAUCAUGAAUUACUUGAUCUUCCUCAAGCAAAAUGAAGUGUUUGUGAAAGUUGGGCAGUUCAUUCCCAAAUGUCUUCUGGAUCAAAAUUUCACCAUUUCUGAGAAUUCAAUAGUAUGGGGUGAUUCAAAGACUACUCCAGAGUCUGUGUGCAAUGAGAGUUGUGGUUCUGGAUUCAGGAAACUGUCUUGUGAAGGAAAGCCUGCCUGCUGUUUUGACUGUGUCCAGUGCUCAGAGGAAGAAAUUUCUAAUCAGAGAGACAUGGACCAUUGCAUGAAAUUCCCAGAGGAUAAGUAUCCAAAUAAAGCGAGAGAUAACUGUCUUCCAAAGACUGUGACCUUCCUCACUUUCAAAGAGUCCUUGGGAUUGACUUUAACUUGUAUAGCUCUUUCAUUUUCUGUCAUCACAUUUCUGACUCUUGUGAUAUUUCUGAAGUGUCGAGACACUCCCAUGGUCAAAGCCAAUAACAGGACUCUCAGUUACACACUCCUCAUAUCCCUUACCUUGUGUUUCCUCUGUUCCAUGCUCUUCAUUGGCCAUCCAACAUCAGCAACCUGCCUCCUACAACAAACUAUAUUUGGAAUUGUUUUCACUGUGGCUGUUUCUUCUAUUUUGGCCAAAACUAUCAUUGUGGUUCUGGCCUUUAAAGCCACAAAAGCAGGAAGCAAGAUGAAAAGGUGGGUACAACCUAGAGUUUUUAAUUUUGUUGUUUUCAUCUGCUCUAUGAUCCAAGUGAUUCUCUGUGGCAUCUGGCUGGCAACCUCUCCACCUUACCCAGGACUAGACUUACACUCAGAACCUGGACAUAUAAUCAUUAUAUGCAAAAUAGGUUCUGUCAUCACCUUCUACUGUGUCUUGGGUUACAUGGGCUUUCUGGCCCUGUGGAGCUUCAUAGUGGCUUUUUGGGCCAGGAACCUUCCUGACACCUUCAAAACAGAGAGAAAUACCUUCAAAUAUCUAAAGCAGAAAGAAGAUUCUAGAAGGAGUCAUUCUGAAAUUUUAACUGGGAGUAAGGGACCUAAUCUGAUGGAGUUAGGGCAGGGCCAGUCAGUCAAGGUGGUUGAGUUUCUGAACAUAAUGUCUUCUUCAUCAGGACUGCUCUCCAAACUAUUACCUAAUUCAAAUAAUUUGGGUGUAGGAGUCAGUGAUGCUGCUGCCAUGGAGACAGAUCCCUUAGAAAAGGAGGGCCUGGAAUUUUUCUAA
Dromiciops gliroides (monito del monte) is the source of this 2136-nucleotide messenger RNA. RefSeq names its product vomeronasal type-2 receptor 26-like. Gene Ontology annotation, molecular function: G protein-coupled receptor activity. Gene Ontology annotation, cellular component: membrane. NCBI's taxonomy places the organism in Eukaryota, Metazoa, Chordata, Mammalia, Microbiotheria, Microbiotheriidae. Gene Ontology annotation, biological process: G protein-coupled receptor signaling pathway. The record is from RefSeq and is a predicted model, not a curated record.